AUGAAUCUUCGACGUAUAGCUAGUAACUUGAUGUUGGUUUCCUGUCUUCUGCUUGCCUUAUUUUUCUAUCUCAAGACAUACAUCAACCUCCGUCAGCAUAAACUCAGAAUGGAGAGUUCUUUUAGCGUUUUCUACUAUCGCAAAUCAACCAACAGCAUGUUCAUUGUUUUUUGCCUAUUUUUGAGUACUUAUCUUCCUUUCGUAUUUGCUUUAGUUGUUGCUACCGCCUUUGGCUUCAGUAGUUUUCCCCAGCUUUUUGCGCUCGAUAUCACUUCGUUUCUCGCUUUGUUAAAUUCGUCUCUUAACCCAGUGGUGUAUUGCUGGAGGAUCAAAGAAAUUCAAAGGGAGGCAAAGCAGUUGAUCCGUAACAGCCAUUCAUGCUAUUCCAUCAUCCUGGGUAGAUUUUUCCAAAGCCGUGUCAUGCCAUUAAACACUUCACAGGGAGUCCAGCUUGUAUAG
Molecule: messenger RNA, 459 nt
Organism: Porites lobata
Lineage: Eukaryota; Metazoa; Cnidaria; Anthozoa; Scleractinia; Poritidae
Source: the annotation of a GenBank genome assembly